GUGAAACUGAAGGAAGGAGACUGAACGAGGCUUGUUCCGCUGACGCUAGACUUACAGAAUGAAAAGUGCACGACCUGAGCACACACAAGGAUAAAGGCAGAGGAUCAAAUAUAGAGAGAUUGCAGGACAUUGAAAUACAAAUAAACCAGUAGAGAAGGAAGAGCUGUGCAGUGAAUUUCUAAUAAACAAUGGAUGUAUUUAUGGGUAAAAUGGCUCGCAUCAGGCGCUACUCUGAUGUGAUGACACUGCCCGAUUCUUUCAUCCAACGGCAGCAACUCGACGCCAGCAUGGCCGACACUUUCCUAGAGCAUCUCUGUCUGCUGGACAUCGACCAGGAGCCAAUCACAGCGCGCAACACCAGCAUAAUCUGCACCAUUGGUCCUGCGUCACGAUCAAUCCCCAAACUCCAAGAGAUGGUCAAGGCAGGAAUGAAUAUUGCACGCCUUAAUUUCUCUCAUGGCUCACAUGAGUACCACGGGGAAACCAUCAAAAACAUCCGAGAGGCGGUGGAGACGAUAACCUCUGACCCCUUGUAUUACCGGCCGGUUGCCAUUGCCUUGGAUACGAAGGGUCCAGAGAUCCGCACUGGAUUAGUGAAAGGGAAAGUGGAGGGGGAGGUGGAGCUGGAAAAGGGAAGCCAUGUCCGUGUGGUGGCAUCAGAGAACGACAGAGACAACACAGACGGGAAAAUGGUCUGGGUGGAUUACCCCAGCCUGCCCCAAGUCCUCAAGAAGGGAGACAAGAUCUUUAUAGAUGACGGACUCAUUGGACUCAAAGUGUUGGAAACAGGAGCUGACUGGGUGGACACUGUGGUGGAGUCGGGGGGGCUGCUGUGCAGCCGUAAAGGAGUGAACCUGCCCGGCUGCGACCUCAUCAACAUGAAUGCGGUCAGCGAGCGAGACGAGGCCGACCUGAGGUUCGGGGUGGCGCAGGGCAUCGACAUCGUAUUCGCCAGCUUCAUCCGCUCGGCCCAGGAUGUCAAAGAUGUGCGGCGAACUCUGGGGCCGCACGGGCGGGACAUCAAAGUGAUCAGCAAGGUGGAAAGCCGGCAAGGGGUUCAGAACUUUCAGGAGAUCUUAGCUGAGAGUGACGGCGUGAUGGUUGCCAGGGGCGACCUGGGGAUCGAAAUCCCGGCUGAGAAAGUCUUCAUCGCCCAGAAGAUGAUGAUUGGACGCUGCAACUCUGCCGGCAAGCCAGUCAUUUGUGCCACACAGAUGCUGGAGAGCAUGGUGGCCCACCCACGACCAACCAGAGCGGAGGGCAGUGACGUCGCCAACGCCGUGCUGGAUGGAGCAGACUGUGUAAUGUUAUCUGGGGAGACGGCCAAAGGACUGUUUCCUGUGGAGGCAGUCGCUAUGAUGCACUCGAUCUGCAGGGAGGCAGAGGCGGCCAUUUUCCACCAGCAGCUGUUUGAGGAGUUGCGUCGCCUCACUCCUCUCACCUCUGACCCCACAGAGGUCACUGCCAUCGGAGCGGUAGAGUCCUCCUUCAAGUGCUGCGCUGGGGCCAUCAUAGUCCUCACCACCAGCGGCAGGGCGGCACAUCUCCUGUCCAGGUACCGUCCUCGCUGUCCCAUUAUUUCAAUCACCAGGUGCCCUCAGGUGGCACGUCAGUCACAGCUGUUGAGAGGAGUGUUUCCCGUCCUCUUCCACCCUCUGCCUGCUCCCGUCUGGGCUGACGAUGUAGACAACAGGGUCAACUUCGGCAUGGACAUAGGCAAAGCAAGAGGAUUCUUCAAGUCGGGCGACAUGGUGAUUGUGGUGACAGGCUGGAUCCCCGGGUCUGGUCACACCAACAUUAUGAGAGCAGUCAACGUCCCAUAACAACUGACUUUACAUGACUCUAAAUCUGACUGACAUGCAGACCUAUAAACAUGAUAAGAACGUAAAAACCAUCCCUUUUUAUAAAUUCAACAAUAACCACUGGGAGUUAUAGCUUAUCAAAAGCAGCAGCAUCAUUGUUACUUAAACUCAAGGUUAUGUUAGGGAAACUCUGGUCUCAUGAAUGUUGAAUUUGUUUUUAAUGUGUCUUAAAGCAAUGACUCCCUCCAAAUAAAACUUGAAUCAUUAAGUUUAA
This is a messenger RNA of Eleginops maclovinus (Patagonian blennie), 2076 nucleotides long. RefSeq names its product pyruvate kinase L/R (gene pklr). The record is from RefSeq and is a predicted model, not a curated record. Gene Ontology annotation, cellular component: cytoplasm. The coding region runs from base 189 to 1823 and encodes 544 amino acids. Gene Ontology annotation, biological process: glycolytic process. Gene Ontology annotation, molecular function: potassium ion binding; magnesium ion binding; pyruvate kinase activity. The transcript has 12 exons. NCBI's taxonomy places the organism in Eukaryota, Metazoa, Chordata, Actinopteri, Perciformes, Eleginopidae.